Chaetomium globosum CBS 148.51 is the source of this 909-nucleotide messenger RNA. RefSeq lists its product as uncharacterized. Lineage: Eukaryota; Fungi; Ascomycota; Sordariomycetes; Sordariales; Chaetomiaceae. The record is from RefSeq and is a predicted model, not a curated record. The transcript is spliced from 3 exons. Bases 1 to 909 code for a protein of 302 amino acids.
AUGGACAGUUCAUCGCAAGUUGAGGGCGACCCCGUCGGACUAACGCCGGAGCAGCUUAUACAAGAACUUGUUUCGCUGCGGGUCGACCGGUGGAGGAGCAAGCAAAAGGAGGUACCGGACGAGGAGCUCGUGGCACAGCUAGUCGCCUUAUCCUGGGACUACGAUUCCCUCCCACCGGAAGGGCCCGGAUGCCUAAUAUCCGGCGGCAGUACCGGACAUAUUUACGUCCCGUAUGACGAUAGUAGAGAAGGUUUGCCUCCCGAGAUCAAUGAUCGCAUCGACAAGGUCAAUCGUUGGAUCGCGGACCCCGCCAAUGCCCCGACGCUGCGCAAAAUGGACAAGAUUUUGAGGAGACAAGUCGACAAAAGCUGCUUUUUGGAGUUCCUAGACGGAGGCAAUGCCUCGCGCAUCGACUUCAUCGGAAAGGUCAAGAUGGAAUGGCGAUAUCUGGAUUGGCACUGCACCGAGGUUAAAUUCGUCGAAGCGCUGGAGGUCUUUUCGAAUCCAAAAUUCUGUCACGAGGCGGUGCUAGGAAGGCUUCUGAGGCACCUUGACACCAUCCAUCACCCAGAAGACCUCGCGCAGAAAGCCCAGUCUCUUGUCGAGAAGUUCAAGUCUAAGGGGCCCCUCAAGAACGGGCCAGAGUGGAAGUACUUGCUCUGCGACGACAGCGACCUCGUCACACCUCUGGAGGGCCGGGAAUGGAACCUCCUAAAUUUGUCGCCAAACGUCAUCAAGAUGGUGAAACGUGAAAGCAGGGAGACAAGCAAAUCAGCGGUUAUCAUCCGGUCUUCGCUACUAGAACACUAUUUGCGUUGCCAUGAAGUCCACAAGCUCCAGCAGGGUCAGAUAAAGCACGACCAAGAGAACCACCCGUUCCUCGACGAAUCGUACUUUAACGGAGGCUAG